AGUAGUACGAAUCUCACCAGUGCCAUCCGCUGAACCCACCCGGUUGUCCCUUCACGGUAGACAAGCCCUCGACAGCGCCUUCUCGUCCCUCAUCGUCGGCCAUUGACCCCCCAGAGAUCGAUCCCAAUUCCCAGCAUCAUUAUUGGCCCUAGCAACCAUGCCGUUCGGAAUCAACCCGUUCAAAAACCACGACCACAGCGACUUCGCUGGGGUCGUGAUCCCUCUCGAACAGGCCCCAAUGCACGCGAGACCCACCCCUCAGACAGCAAACAGCCCUGGCAACACUGAUGAAAAGACUGAUGAGAAGAGCCUUGACAGAGCUCCGUCGGAGGAAGCCGGCUUUGGUUCGGUUCAGAACUAUGACCAUAUGACCAUUGAGGCCCUCCGCGCGGAAAUUGAGUCCGACCUGGUGGCCACGGGCCAGGACAGUGUUUAUGACCGCAAGGCAAAGGUCAUCAACAGAGCUAUCCAAGAUAUUGGUAUGGGUCGGUAUCAAUGGGAGCUCUUUGCCAUGUGUGGUUUCGGAUGGCUCGCGGACAAUCUCUGGUUGCAGGGUAUCGCUUUGACGCUGACACCCAUUGCGGAGGAAUUCGGUGUCUCCGACACCCGGGUCCGGUUUACCACCUGUGCUCUGUUCCUGGGUCUCUGCAUUGGCGCUUCGUUUUGGGGUAUCGCUUCUGAUAUCGUCGGACGUCGUCUCGCGUUCAACACGACGCUCUUCAUUUGCAGUGUCUUUGGUGUUGCCGCGGGUGGCGGUCCCAACUGGGUUGGUACUUGUGCCCUCUAUGCUUGCUUGGGUCUUGGUGUCGGUGGCAACCUGCCCGUCGACGGAGCUUUGUUCCUGGAAUUCUUGCCCUUUGCUUCCGGCAACAUGUUGACCAUGUUGAGUGUCUGGUGGCCAGUUGGUCAGCUGAUUUCCAGUCUGCUCGCCUGGGCUCUGGUUCCGAACUUCAGCUGUGAGAGCGGUCUCCCUUCGUGCCAUGAUGUGGCAAGCGGGGUUGCUUGCUGCAGCAAGCAGGACAACAUGGGCUGGAGAUACCUGGUCUUCAUCAUCGGUGGCUUGACCUUCCUGAUGUUCAUCUGCCGUUUCUUCCUCUUCCACCUCUAUGAAUCGCCCAAGUUCCUGCUCGGCCGCGGCCGCCAGGCUGAUGCUGUUGCUUCUGUCUACGGCAUUGCCCACAAGAACAAGGCCCAGACCUGGCUCACCGAGGAGAUUCUGAACGAGAUUGGCGGCCAUCAUGAAGAGGCGCAGAAGGAGAAGCUCAGCUCGGGUGAGAUCGUGAAGCGAUACCUCUCCAAGUUCUCCUUCGACCACAUCGCCCCGCUCUUCGCCACCAGGAAGCUUGCUAUGAGCACCAUCCUGCUCUGGUUCUGCUGGACCACCAUCGGAAUGGGCUACCCGCUCUUCAACGCCUUCCUGCCGCAGUACCUGGCCAACAACGGCGAAAGCGGCUCGAACUCGACCUACGUCGCCUACCGCAACUACGCCAUCACCUCCGUCGUCGGCGUCCCCGGCUCCAUCCUGGCCUGUUACACCGUGGAGAUCAAGUACGUCGGCCGAAAGGGCACGAUGAUCGUCGCGACCCUGAUCACCGGCGUCCUGCUCUUCUGCUUCACGACCUCCACCAACUCCAACGUCCAGCUCGUCUGCUCCUGCCUGGAGGCCUUCUUCCAGAACAUCAUGUACGGCGUCCUGUACGCCUACACCCCGGAGGUCUUCCCCGCCCCCAGCCGCGGCACCGCCACGGGUAUUUCCUCGUGCCUCAAUCGCAUCGCCGGCCUCUGCGCCCCACUGGUAGCCAUCUACGGCGGCUCCGCCAGCCCAGACGCCCCCAUCUAUGCAUCGGGAGGGUUGAUCCUGGCCGCCUUCGUCGCCAUGUGCUUACUCCCCAUCGAAACCAUGGGCAAGCAAAUCAUGUAGAAACACGAACAGAGUCUUCUCCCCCCCCUUCUUUCGCAAAUAAGGGGUCCCCCUGCUUCCCUUCCCCUUCUUCAUCACGCAUCUUGAUGUCCUCAUG
This is a messenger RNA of Aspergillus homomorphus CBS 101889, 2018 nucleotides long. RefSeq names its product putative sugar transporter. Gene Ontology annotation, biological process: transmembrane transport. The transcript has 6 exons. The coding region runs from base 158 to 1921 and encodes 587 amino acids. The record is from RefSeq and is a predicted model, not a curated record. NCBI's taxonomy places the organism in Eukaryota, Fungi, Ascomycota, Eurotiomycetes, Eurotiales, Aspergillaceae. Gene Ontology annotation, molecular function: transmembrane transporter activity.